AUGUCGUCCAUCGGGACAUCGGGUCCAUGCUUGGAAGCUUCUGGCCGAGUGGACCCGUCUUUGUGGAGUUUACACGACGUGUCCUUCCUCAGUCCAAGGACACGCAGGCUGGCGUUAGUCCGGGCUGAACGCCGCCUCUCGCCCAAAGUCAACCCAAUGCCACGAGGACGAGUGUGUGUCGUCGUCAGCCUGCUGCUGCCGGCCGCCGCCGCCACCACCGCCGCCGCCGCCGCCAACCUGACAUGUGAAGACCUGCUCAGGCCGUCAGGGAACUUCUCACUGGCGUCCCCGGCGGCCUCGUGGAACCAAACCCUGGGAAACGCCACCGGGCCGUGGAGCGGCUCCGGACUCUACUGUGACACCUCCAUCGAUGGCAUCGGCACCUGCUGGCCCCGGAGCGGCGCCGGGCAGCUGGUGUCGCGACCCUGCCCCGAGCUGUUCCACGGGGUCAAGUACAACACCACCAAUAACGUUUAUCGGAACUGUCUCUCCAACGGGACGUGGGCGCUGAAGGGGAACUACUCCAUGUGCAAGGCCAUCCUGGAGGAGAAAAAGUCCAAGAUGCACUUCCAGAUCGCGGUGAUCAUCAACUACCUGGGUCACUUCAUCUCCAUGGUGGCGCUGCUGGUGGCGUUCUUCCUCUUCCUGUGUCUGAGGAGCAUCCGCUGCCUGAGGAACAUCAUCCACUGGAACCUCAUCACCGCCUUCAUCCUGAGGAACGCCACCUGGUUCAUCGUCCAAAUGACCAUGAGCCCCGAGGUGCACGAGAGCAACGUGAUCUGGUGUCGACUCGUCACCGCCUCCUUCAACUACUUCCACUCCACCAACUUCUUCUGGAUGUUCGGCGAGGGCUGCUACCUGCACACGGCCAUCGUGCUCACCUACUCCACCGACAAGCUGCGCAAGUGGAUGUUCAUCUGCAUCGGCUGGUGUAUCCCGUUCCCCAUCAUCGUGGCGUGGGCCAUCGGGAAGCUCUACUACGACAACGAGAAGUGCUGGUUCGGGAAGCAAGCCGGUGUUUACACUGAUUACAUCUACCAAGGCCCCAUGAUCCUGGUGCUGGUGAUAAAUUUCAUUUUCCUCUUCAACAUUGUGAGGAUCCUGAUGACCAAACUGCGAGCGUCCACCACGUCAGAAACCAUCCAGUACAGGAAGGCCGUGAAGGCCACGCUGGUGCUGCUCCCGCUCCUGGGAAUCACCUACAUGCUGUUCUUCGUCAACCCGGGCGAGGACGACAUCUCUCAGAACGUCUUCAUCUACUUCAACUCCUUCCUGGAAUCCUUCCAGGGUUUCUUCGUCUCGGUGUUCUACUGCUUCCUGAACAGUGAGGUGCGCUCGGCGGCGAGGAAGCGUUUCCACCGGUGGCAGGAGCAGCACUCCAUCCGAGUCCGGAUGACGCAGGCCAUGUCCAUCCCCACGUCCCCUUCACGGGUCAGUUUCCACAGCAUCAAGCAGUCCACGUCGCUAUGA
This is a messenger RNA of Limanda limanda (common dab), 1470 nucleotides long. Its product is annotated as corticotropin-releasing factor receptor 1-like. Gene Ontology annotation, biological process: adenylate cyclase-activating G protein-coupled receptor signaling pathway; cell surface receptor signaling pathway. Gene Ontology annotation, cellular component: neuron projection; plasma membrane. Bases 1 to 1470 code for a protein of 489 amino acids. NCBI's taxonomy places the organism in Eukaryota, Metazoa, Chordata, Actinopteri, Pleuronectiformes, Pleuronectidae. The transcript has 15 exons. The record is from RefSeq and is a predicted model, not a curated record. Gene Ontology annotation, molecular function: G protein-coupled peptide receptor activity; corticotrophin-releasing factor receptor activity; corticotropin-releasing hormone binding.